AAGAGUUUACUCGAGUUUAGUUAGAGCAGUUUGACCUUCCCCAAAAAUUCUCAUAAUUCUCGCACUUGUUAAAUUUGUAGUUUGAAAAAGAACAUUUCAACUAUAAAUUACAAAAUGGCAUCCACAAAAUUUACAACAGUCGCGAGAUCGUUAAGCUCAGGCUCAACCCAAGGAAUGGUCAAACCCCCAAUUAAAGUAUUUGGUAUUGAAGGGCGUUAUGCCACCGCUUUGUUUUCUGCCGGAACAAAACAGAAUAAAUUGGAAGCCAUCGAAAAAGAUUUAAUCAAAUUUCAGACUGCAUUAAAAUCAGAUAAAGUCCUUAAGGAAUUUGUUGAUAACCCAAUUAACAAAAGAUCAUUAAAGUCUAGCACUUUACAAUUGGCUGCAAAGAAACUUGCUCUUUCACCUCCAUCAUCCAAUUUUUUGAGUAUGUUUAAUUUUUAUAUUUUGCCUUUGGAUUCAGCUGAUCAACAGGAACUUAAAAAGACAUUGCAAGCAUUUUCCAAAAAAGGAGAGACAAUCAAGUUAGAAUUAAAAGUUGAUCCAACACUUAUUGGUGGAAUGAUAGUCAGCAUUGGUGACAAAUAUGUUGAUAUGAGUGUUGCUACAAAAAUUAAGAAGUACACCGAAAUCAUCCAGGAAGCCGUUUAAAUUGAAAUACGAUGUUUAGUCAUAGUAAAAAAUGAAAUAUUUUAGUGUGUACUAAUUAUUAUAAAUUAACUAUGUACAUU
Molecule: messenger RNA, 731 nt
Organism: Diuraphis noxia (Russian wheat aphid)
Lineage: Eukaryota; Metazoa; Arthropoda; Insecta; Hemiptera; Aphididae
Gene: ATPsynO
Product: ATP synthase subunit O, mitochondrial
Biological process (GO): proton motive force-driven ATP synthesis
Molecular function (GO): proton-transporting ATP synthase activity, rotational mechanism
Source: RefSeq, a predicted model, not a curated record